Sungouiella intermedia is the source of this 510-nucleotide messenger RNA. NCBI's taxonomy places the organism in Eukaryota, Fungi, Ascomycota, Pichiomycetes, Serinales, Metschnikowiaceae. The record is from the annotation of a GenBank genome assembly.
AUGUCGGCUAACGAUUUUUACUCUUCGGGUCCACAAGGCGAAAGAUCUGACAACAACCAGAACCAACAGCAACAAGCAGGUCAGGAAGGUCAGGAGGGUGAGAGAGGCUUGCUUUCCACCGUGAUUGGAGGAGCCGCUGGAGCUUACGGUGGUGGCAAGGUUUCUGGUCAGCACUCCACUUUGGGAAAGAUUGCAGGAGGUCUUGUAGGUGCCUUGGCUGCAAACAAGAUCGAAGACAAGUUUGAGGAGCGCCACGAAAACAAACACAACCAGGGCGGCUAUGGCGGUCAACAUGGCGGUUACGGCAAUCAUCAGGGCGGUUACGGUGGUGGCCGUGGUGGUGGUCCAGGUGGUCCAGGUGGUCCAGGUGGCUAUGGUGGCCAGGAAGGUUAUGGUGGUCAACAGGGAAGCUAUGGUGGUCAACAGGGAGGCUAUGGGGACCAGAGUGGGUUUGGUGGCCGCGGCAAUGACUUUGGUGGUCAGCAGGGUGGCCAGGGAGGCAGAUGGUAA